AAAAUAAGAGAAGUGAUAAAAAUUGACAUUGAUAAAAAUAAAAACAAGAGAAACAGCCUUAAUUUACAUGAAAAAAAAAACAAAAUGAAAAAGGAAAAUUAUAAAAUAACCGUAAUUGCAUGUUGCUAAGUAAUUAGUUCUGUUAGAAGCAAAAUUUCCAUAAAACAUCCAUAAAGUCCAACACAUAAAAAAAGUAACAAUAUUCGCAUCAAAAGUGCAGUUGGUAAUAAAUAAUGGCGGCAUUUGUAACAAAUAUCCAACCUACCUUAAUGGAGGCAAAUCAAGGCCAUAUUCCGCAUCAUCAUCAAUCGGGUCAACAUAGUUCGCAUUUACCGCACAGCGGGCACAAUUUACCGUCGCCUCCAACAGCACACGGGCAUCAUCAUGCCACGGGAGCGCAUCACGGAGCUCAUGGAACAACAGCAGGCCAUCAUGGCGCUCGAACCCCUUCCAAAGAACAUCACACUCCAAUACCAAAUGUCGACUAUCACGUUCAUCAUCCGCACCAUCCGCCGCAGCAUUACGAGGAUUUUGCCAUUAUGCAUCAUCAGUAUGCGGGCGGAGAGAUUUUGUCGCCGCCGCAUCACCAUUCGCCGGGUCAUACGGGCAAAAAGGGCGACAAAAACCACAAAGAUGGGCAUCAUCAUCACCAUCACUCCGACGGAAAUACGUCGUUUCUACGCGCUGCACGAGCAGGAAACCUUGAGAAGGUCUUGGAACAUUUGAAGAAUGGCAUUGAAAUCAACACGAGCAAUGCUAACGGAUUAAAUGCGUUACAUUUGGCGUCAAAAGACGGUCACAUUACCGUCGUAAAGGAGUUAUUGGAUCGCGGUGCGAUUGUCGAUGCGGCAACGAAGAAAGGCAACACCGCCUUGCACAUCGCGUCGCUCGCCGGACAAGAGGAAGUCGUUAAAUUACUGAUUGCCCACAAUGCUUCCGUCAAUGUACAAUCCCAAAAUGGAUUUACGCCGCUUUACAUGGCGGCACAGGAGAAUCACGAUGUCGUCGUGAAACUUCUUCUUUCGAAUGGCGCCAAUCAGAGUCUCGCGACGGAAGAUGGAUUCACGCCGCUUGCUGUCGCCAUGCAACAAGGACACGAUAAAGUCGUUGCCGUUUUGUUGGAAAGCGAUACGCGAGGAAAAGUUCGUUUGCCGGCACUUCAUAUCGCCGCGAAGAAAGAUGAUGUCAAGGCAGCAGCACUUUUGCUCGAAAACGAUCACAAUCCUGAUGUCACAUCAAAGUCUGGUUUCACGCCGUUGCACAUCGCAUCGCAUUACGGCAACGAAAAUAUCGCCAAUUUGCUGAUUCAGAAGGGCGCCGAUGUUAAUUACGCUGCCAAGCAUAAUAUUUCGCCGUUGCACGUUGCAGCGAAAUGGGGAAAGACGAAUAUGGUCUCGUUAUUGCUUGAAAAAGGAGGAAAUAUUGAGGCGAAAACGCGUGAUGGAUUGACAGCUCUUCAUUGUGCGGCACGAUCGGGACACGAGCAAGUUGUUGAUAUGUUGCUUGAACGCGGAGCUCCAAUUAGUGCUAAAACAAAGAACGGAUUAGCUCCAUUACACAUGGCAUCGCAAGGCGAACACGUUGAUGCCGCCCGUAUCCUUUUGUACCAUCGUGCUCCUGUCGAUGAGGUCACCGUUGAUUACUUAACUGCCUUGCAUGUUGCCGCGCAUUGCGGGCAUGUGCGUGUUGCAAAGUUGUUAUUGGACCGUAAUGCCGACGCCAAUGCACGUGCAUUAAAUGGUUUUACGCCACUCCAUAUUGCUUGCAAGAAAAAUCGCAUCAAGGUAGUUGAGCUGCUCUUGAAACAUGGCGCGAGUAUUAGUGCAACAACAGAAUCUGGCUUGACUCCUUUGCAUGUCGCCUCGUUUAUGGGAUGCAUGAAUAUCGUCAUUUAUUUGUUGCAGCACGAAGCAAGUCCCGAUAUUCCAACUGUGCGUGGCGAAACGCCUCUUCAUUUAGCCGCAAGAGCUAAUCAGACCGACAUCAUUCGGAUCCUCUUGCGCAAUGGCGCCCAAGUCGAUGCACGUGCCCGCGAACAACAAACACCCCUUCACAUUGCAUCGCGUCUCGGAAAUGUCGACAUUGUUAUGCUCUUAUUGCAGCACGGAGCGCAAGUUGAUGCCGUUACCAAAGACAUGUAUACCGCAUUACACAUUGCCGCCAAAGAGGGACAAGAUGAGGUUGCUGCUGUCUUAUUAGAAAAUGGCGCCAAAAUCGAUGCGCAAACCAAAAAGGGUUUCACGCCAUUGCAUCUCACGGCGAAAUAUGGGCACAUCAAGGUUGCCGAGCAACUUUUGGCUAAAAAUGCUCCCGUCGAUGCCGAAGGCAAGAAUUACAUCACGCCAUUGCACGUCGCUUCGCAUUACGAUCAUCAAAAUGUCGCAUUACUCUUGUUGGAAAAGGGCGCCAGUGCUCAUGCAACCGCCAAAAAUGGCCAUACUGCACUUCACAUCGCCGCUCGCAAAAACCAGAUGGAAAUUGCAACAACUUUGCUGGAAUAUGGCGCUUCCGCAAAUGCCGAGAGCAAAGCUGGAUUCACUCCGCUUCAUUUGGCAUCGUCCGAAGGUCACACAGAUCUCACGUCGUUGCUCUUGGAACACAAAGCAAAUCCGAAUCACGGCUCGAAGAACGGUUUGACGCCAAUUCACUUGUGCGCGCAAGAAGAUCGCGUCAAUGUCGCGCAAAUUCUCGUCAAACAUGGCGCCGAUAUGGAAGCUGUGACAAAACAAGGUUACACUCCCUUGCAUAUCGCGUCGCAUUUUGGUCAAGCCAACAUGGUUCGUUAUUUGUUGCAAGAAGGAGUCAAGGUUAAUACGCCAACUGCCAUCGGAUAUACGCCGUUGCAUCAGGCGGCGCAGCAAGGACACUGCCAUAUUGUGCACGUUUUGCUCGAAAGUAACGCGGAUCCGAAUGCCGUCACGCAAAAUGGACAAACGCCGUACCAUAUUGCGCAAAAAUUGGGUUACAUCAGUGUCACGGACUCGUUGAAGGCAGUUACGACGACAGAUGCGCCAAUGCAAACGUCGCAGACGGAGGAGAAAUAUCGCGUUGUUGCGCCCGAAGCCAUGCACGAGACUUUCAUGUCGGAUUCUGAAGAAGAAGGUGGUGAAGACACUGCUUUGUCUGAUCAGCCUUACCGUUAUUUGACGGUUGAUGAAAUGAAGUCCUUGGGCGACGAUUCUCUUCCGAUUGACGUGACACGCGACGAACGCGUCGACUCGAACCGCAUGAUCCAGAGCACGGAUAGCGCCAAUAUGCACAUUCAUGAGGACACCAUAAGCCCGCAUAAGGUAAAAGUUCAUCACGCAGGACGUUCCGUUGUCGAUUACAAGGCGGAAAAUGUAUUUGCUGAAAAAUUGCCGCAUGCUGGAAAACUUCAUUGGAAAAACUUCUUGGUAUCGUUUCUCGUUGACGCUCGUGGCGGCGCAUUACGAGGAUGCCGACACAGUGGUGUGCGCAUAAUCGUGCCUCCGCGUUCCUUAUCCGCACCCACUCGUAUUACAUGCCGUUAUGUCAAGCCACAGCGCACGUUGCAUCCGCCGCCAUUGAUGGAGGGCGAAGCUUUGGCAUCACGCGUUCUCGAAUUGGGUCCCGUAAACGGGCGUUUCUUGGGUCCUGUGGUAAUGGAAGUCCCGCAUUUUGCCUCGCUUCGCGGUAAGGAGCGUGAAAUUGUCAUUUUGCGUUCGGAUAAUGGAGAGACAUGGCGCGAACAUACAAUUGAUAAUAGCGAUGAUGUUGUGCAGGAUGUCUUGAAUCAGUGCUUCGAGCAAGAAGAAAUUGCACAAAUGGAUGAACUCGGCGGAGGUCGCGUAUGUCGCUUCGUAACUUACGACUUCCCGCAAUACUUUGCCGUAAUUUCGCGCAUUCGUCAAGAAGUUCAUGCCAUCGGUCCCGAAGGCGGAAUGGUUUCCAGCACCGUUGUACCGCAAGUUCAAGCUGUUUUCCCGCAAGGCGCUCUCACGAAGAAAAUUAAAGUUGGAUUGCAGGCACAACCAAUCGAUCCAGAUUUGACGGCGAAACUGUUGGGACGAGGCGUUGCUGUUUCUCCCGUUGUCACUGUGGAACCUCGUCGCCGUAAAUUCCACAAAGCAAUCACGUUAAGUAUGCCCGCUCCGCGUGCCCACAGUCAAGGAAUGAUAAAUCAGUAUUCGGGCAGUGCUCCUACCUUACGUCUCUUAUGCUCAAUUACAGGCGGCACAACGCGUGCCCAAUGGGAAGAUGUUACCGGAUCGACACCACUUACGUUCGUUAAUGACUGUGUUUCCUUUACAACAACUGUUUCCGCACGCUUUUGGCUUAUGGAUUGUCGUAAUAUUGCUGAUGCAACUAAAAUGGCAACGGAGUUAUACAAGGAAGCAAUCCACGUACCUUUCAUGGCUAAAUUUGUAGUCUUCGCCAAACGAACUGAUCCCCUAGAAGCCCGUUUACGUGUCUUCUGCAUGACAGACGAUCGCGAAGACAAAACGCUCGAACAUCAGGAGCAUUAUACCGAAGUUGCCAAGAGUCGAGACGUCGAAGUGCUCGAAGACAAGAUCCAAUUUAUCGAAUUAGCUGGCAAUUUAGUACCCAUAACCAAAUCCGGCGAGCAACUUAAACUCACCUUCAAGGCAUUCCGCGAAAAUCGCCUCCCCUUCGCCGUUCGUGUGAAAGAUCAACAUGCCGACAUUGUCGGGCGAGCUCUUUUCAUGCGCGAACCAAAAGUCGCGAAAGGCGAACAACCUCAACAACCAAUUUGCAUCCUGAACGUCGUCCUGCCCGAGAACAUAAUUCCCGAGCAGCUGACAAUUUUGGAUGAAGAUCGUGAUAUUAUUACCCGAAUUGAGAUUCCGCAGCAGGAAACGUUCACACAAAAUGUGAGUGAUUUGCGAAUUGUCGAUAUUUCGAACCUUUUGGGUGAGGAUUGGGUUCGUUUGGCGCCCGAAAUUGGCGUUAAUGAGACCGAUGUUCGUGUUAUUAUCGAAGAAAAUCCCUCGAGUACGGCGCGACAAGCACAAGCGAUGUUCGUGUUGUUCCAAACGAGGAAACAAAAUGACAUUAAUAUCCUCGAAAAUGGUUUGCGAAGCAUUGGACGGGAUGAUAUCGUGAACCAAUGCAUCAAAAAUACGAGAAUUACAACAACAACAACAACUACGACGACGACAACCAAAAGAGGGUACUCCGUCGUACCCAAAACUGCCAGUUUGGACCAUCAAGUGUACGACGAACCGGAUUUGAUGAAAGAUUCCGAGAGUGUUGAGGAACUUGUGCAACAAGAUGACAUCCGACACGAACUCAAAUACUCCGUCGAAGAGAAAAUUGUCGAAAAAUCCGAGUCCGAAGAGGAAAGUGAGGAGACUUCCGUGCAAAAAACUGUCGCCCAGCGUCGAAGUCAAAUCCAAAAACGACUUUCGACGGAAAAAACGAAGCCCUCGGAGCAAAAGAAGGAAGUCCAAGAAGAAAUUGUCGAACUCAAGCGACGCAGUUUGAUCGAAGAGACCAAAUCCAAGCACGAAGAAGAGAUUUGGAUGCAAAAACCCACAGAUAAUUCGUACAAAACCUCCAGCGGCAUUCCCGAACCUGUCGCCCGACUCAAAACGUCAACCUCGAAAGACGGUUCGAUGAUCAGCAAAACCGACUUUGACCAAGAACUCCAAGAUAAAUUCAAGACAACUCUCAAAGAUGUCGACAGCUUCGAACAUCAACCCCAAACUUUGUACCAAACGAGCGUUGAAAGCGUCGACAGCGAAAAACGCGACGUUUAUGGCACGACCGUAACUGAAAUCAAAGAAACAACCAAACAAAUUUCCGAACAACGCUUCACGAGCGAAGAAUCCACGGAAUCGACAAAGUCAUCAGACACGGGAAUUGUCACAAAAAGUACAAUUACGACAAUUACGUCGGGCGAACCGACUUUCACGAUACACGGAAAAACGUACGACGAAACGGAAAAAGUUGCCGUCGCUACGGAAGAAAAAUACAAAGAACUAAGAAAAGAAGUCUUGAGCACCGUUGAUACGGGAUUGAUGUCAAAAUUGAGUGAACAAAAGGAAAAAGUUGAUUCUUUUAUCAAGGAAGAGCAAAAAGUUUCGUUCCAAGAACAGAAAGCAAGUCGCGAAGAUGAAAGUGAGGAAGAAGAUGAAGAACUUGCGGAAAUUUCUCGUAAAAGUUCCAUUGAGCAAGAAUUUAAAAAGCAAAUUAAGAAGGAAGCGAAUAUCUUGGAUGAUUUUAUUCAUGAAGAGCGAAAAAAUGAAACGUGGCGCGUGACUGAAGAGGUGACGAAAGAGGAAGUUGUACACGAGUUGGAGAAAUUGGAUGAAGUGAUUAAAGAAGAGGCGGUUAAAGUAGAGAAGAAGUUGGAAGAGAAAUUUGAUGAAAUUACCAAAGGCAGCCAGCUGAUAACCCCUGCAGCUGCAAAGAAACUUAUAUCAUCAGGCAUUUUGCCAUCCGGAUCGGAUACGUUUGACGAUUUGAACGAUGAUGAGCCAUUGCAAGAGGAAAUCACAAAAACUACUACAAUCACAACCGUUACAACUACAACAAAAGUCCUCAAGGAUGACACCAAAGAAGGUUUCUUGGAAGACGAAACUGAACCGGAAAAUCUCAUGGAAGCUCCAAAGAAGAAGCUCCAACUUGCAUCGACGGAAGAUUUGGAACUCCUGAGUCCCGAUACUCCCGUGCAUGAGGUUUCCAAAUCUGAGCCAAGUACGCAGCCAAUUACCAAGUCAAUUACGCCAACGCUCAAAUUGGAUAUCAGCGACAAAGAUAGUAAGCCAAUUUCAAGCAUCAAAAUCACCUACAAAGAAAUCGGUUCGAAGGAAAAUUUAGAUAUCGAUAUUAAAAGUACCCCAAAAAGACAUCGUCAUUUACGAAUAGUUGAAGAUGACAGUCCAUGUUCACUCACGAAGAAGAUCCAUCUGUAUACGGGAGGAUAUGAUACUGAUUCCCCGGCAACAGAUGGCAUUACUGACACUGGAAUCUCGAUGCAUCGAGGUUUCACAGAUCCAACAUCAAGUCCCGGCGAUCAACCAUCCUCGAAAAGUCGGGAAUUCAAAAGGUUGGAAGUCAUUACCGAUACUGCAUAUGAUGUUGAUGUUGAAGAAAUGGAACUCACGGAUGCUGGUUUGAGUCCUAUUCAACCUGAUGGUCCUGAUGAUUGUACAUUACCGCUUGAGAUGGAAAAGGAUGAAGAAACAACAACCACAGAGUUUACGCAUCAAGCUACGAGUCCCGUGGAAUUCAGCUCGGGCAAUUCUGCAGUAGAAACUUCUGAUGCAACGACAAUUACUGAUAAAGUUGAAACGAAAGAUGCGAUUUUGAGUCCUAUGAAUCUUGAGAGUGAACAAAAACGUGAACAAGAGGAAGAAGAAGAUAUUCUCUCGACUAUCUCGAAUUCAGGAGAAGUACGAGAAAAGAUUAAGUUGAUUGAACAAAAGUCUAUUGAAGUUGUUUCAACAAUUCCUAAACCAAAGACUCGUAAAACCUCUGAAUCAGAAACUAAACCAAAAAGUGAUUCUUCAUCAAUUGAAGAAGAAACUAUUGAACAUGCUCCUCAAAAAGAAGAAACUGUUGAUGCUCCUGUCAAAGUUAAAGAAUUGAAAAAGAUUUUCUCGCCAACGGAAGACAAACCCGUAACAGAAGAGGAAAUUGUGACUUCAAGUUCAAUCACAAAAACAGAAGAAGGUCCCCGUCAAUUAUCAAAACAUAUUCAAAGAAAACCAAUCGAAGUUACCGACGAAGAACUCAUUGCAAGUCUCGAAUCGCAAUUAGUUCAUGACGAACCAAAACCGCACAAAAUUGUGCCUCGUUCAAUUAAAGCUUUCGAUAAACCCGAACCAUCUGCUCCGUCGCCGCCAUCUGACAGCGCAAACAAACUACCUGUUCACGAGCCAGCAUGCGAACCAUAUGUCACUUGCAGGAAAUUCGGACAAUUGACUGACGAACAGACCGAAGUAGAGGAAAACUUGAGCAAAAUCGCGCCGGAAACUAUCGAAAUACAAAAAGAAACCAUCGAAGAAACAGAACUAGGUAAAAUAACGACGAUUACAACGACAAAAGUUACAAAAAUUAAGGAAAUGUUUGAAGCUUCCUCGUCGGAAGAUUCAGACUUUGAAGUUCCAAAGCCUGUAGUUGCUACAGGCACAGAUUAUCUAAAAAGUAAAAUUAUUGACUAUAAAAAAGCUAUUGGGGAAACAGAUGAUGCCAUUCUCGAUGCAAAAGUUACUGAUUCUAAAUCUGUUUUGGAUGAUUCUCUAAAGUCAAUUGCGUUUGAACAAGAAAUGGAGAAUGUUGAGGUUAUGUUUGAAAAGUGUAAAGUUGAUUUAGGUAAAAAAGAAAUCCCUGAAGUUGAAGAAAAAACUGUCCCUGUAUUGGUUAGUGUUCAGGAUUUGCCCAAGAAAGCAAAACCAACAGAUUCUAAACAACCUGAAACAGUACAAAAAGUUACCAUGUCUUUCUUAGAAGAGGAACAGAAAUAUGCUGAUUCCUUCUUCGAUGAACCCAAAUCUGUUGAAAAAACGGAAAUUGUUGAACAAACUUUCAUUACUUCAGAAGUUAAGCCAGUUGAAAAGACAGAAAUUAUCGAAAAAACUGUUCUUCCUUCUGAAGUAAAGCCCGUUGAAUCAAAACCUGUUGAAAAGACAGAAACAAAAGAAAUUUCUGAAGACAAAGAUUUGCCUGAUACAACUAAAGUUGACGAAUUAGCAAAAGUUCGUACAUUGUCUUUCUUAGAAGAGGAACAGAAAUAUGCUGAUUCCUUCUUCGAUGAACCCAAAUCUGUUGAACAAUCUUUCAUUACCUCAGAAGUUAAGCCAGUUGAAAAGACAGAAAUUGUCGAAAAAACUGUUCUUCCUUCUGAAGUAAAGCCCGUUGAAUCAAAACCUGUUGAAAAGACAGAAACAAAAGAAAUUUCUGAAGACAAAGAUUUGCCUGAUACAACUAAAGUUGACGAAUUAGCAAAAGUUCGUACAUUGUCUUUCUUAGAAGAGGAACAGAAAUAUGCUGAUUCCUUCUUCGAUGAACCUAAAUCUGUUGAAAAACUGGAAAUUGUUGAACAAACUUUCAUUACUUCAGAAGUUAAGCCAGUUGAAAAGACAGAAAUUAUCGAAAAAACUGUUCUUCCUUCUGAAGUAAAGCCCGUUGAAUCAAAACCUGUUGAAAAGACAGAAACAAAAGAAAUUUCUGAAGACAAAGACUCGCCUGAUACAACUAAAGUUGAUGAAUUAACAAAAGUUCGUACGUUGUCUUUCUUAGAAGAGGAACAGAAAUAUGCUGAUUCCUUCUUCGACGAACCCAAAUCUGUUGAACAAACUUUCAUUACUUCUGAAGUUAAGCCAGUUGAAAAGACAGAAAUUGUUGAAAAAGCUGUUCUUCCUUCUGAAGUAAAGCCCGUUGAAUCAAAACCUGUUGAAAAGACAGAAACAAAAGAAAUUUCUGAAGACAAAGAUUUGCCUGAUACAAAUAAAGAUUUACCUGUUACAGUCCCAAGAGAAACUUCUCCUGAUCUGACUAAAUUAACUUCAACUUUCUUAGACACUGAAAGAAUGUACGUUGACUCUUUCAAAGAUACUCCAAAAGACAUCAAAACCAUUGACCUUGAAGAAAUUAAAGUUGAUGACAUAUUUAAGAAAUGCGUAAGAACAAAAUCUAUUGAAGAAACUCCAGUUUUUGAAACAAAAGUUUCUCAAAUAACUGAAGAAACGAAAAUUAUUGAAGAAGAACCUUCAAAUCAAACGAAAGAUGAUUUGGAGGAAGAAAUCCCCGAAAUAAAAGAAUCUAAUAUAGAAACUCACGAAAUAGUAUCUUCAUUCCUUGACAAUGAAAGACAAUAUGCCGAUAGUUUUCUUGAAGAACCAAUUAAAAAGGAACAAGAUACAUUGACUGAUGAACUAUUUAAGAAAUGUAAAGUAACCAAAAGUGUUUCUGAAAUUAAAUCUGAUGCUCAAGAAUCUAAACCAGAAUCUGACUCUGAAAAGCGUAUUUCUCAAACUGAAAGCUUGAUAGAAAUGUUAGAAAGUGACUUUACAUCCGUAGAUACAUUUUCAAGCAAGAUUUCUUCAAUUACUAAAGAUAAAAAGGAAACAAAAGAAAAAGCAGCUUUUACUUUUGAAUCAAAAGACUUAGAAGAGCAAGAAUCCGAAGAUGUUUUUAUUCAGUUGAAAAAAGAUUUCGUUAGCAUAAGCGAUGUUCAAUCUUUUGCUACAAAGCAAAUCGAGCUUAGCAAAGAUAUCAAAGACUCUGUUAAAAAAGAAACUUCAACGAUCAAAUCUACUUUUACAGAAAAAUUCGACACAUUCAAAACUACUUUCGAAAAAGAAAAGAAAGAUACUGAAGACAUUUUCGAAAAGGUUAAAGAUGAUUUUGUUAGUGAAGUAAAAACUUUCGAAACGAAAACCGUUGAUACUGCCAAAGAUAUCAAAGACUCUGUUAAAGAAGAAACUUCAACUAUCAAAUCUACCGUAACUGAGAAAUUCGACACAUUCAAAACUACUCUCGAACAAGAAAAGAAAGAUACUGAAGACAUUUUCGAAAAGGUUAAAGAUGAUUUUGUUAGUGAAGUAAAAACUUUCGAAACGAAAACAUUUGAUACUGCCAAAGAUAUCAAAGACUCUGUUAAGGAAGAAACUUCAACGAUCAAAUCUACUGUAACUGAAAAAUUCGACACAUUCAAAACUACUCUCGAACAAGAAAAGAAAGAUUCUGAAGACAUUUUCGAAAAGGUUAAAGAUGAUUUUGUUAGUGAAGUAAAAACUUUCGAAACGAAAACCUUUGAUACUGCCAAAGAUAUCAAAGACUCUGUUAAAGAAGAAACUUCAACGAUCAAAUCUACUGUAACUGAAAAAUUCGACACAUUCAAAACUACUCUCGAACAAGAAAAGAAAGAUACUGAAGACAUUUUCGAAAAGGUUAAAGAUGAUUUUGUUAGUGAAGUAAAAACUUUCGAAACAAAGACCUUUGAUACUGCAAAAGAUAUCAAAGACUCUGUUAAGGAAGAAACUUCAACGAUCAAAUCUACUGUAACUGAAAAAUUCGACACAUUCAAAACUACUCUCGAACAAGAAAAGAAAGAUACUGAAGACAUUUUAGAAAAGGUAAAAGAUGAUUUUGUUUCUGAAGUAAAAACUUUCGAAACAAAGACCUUUGAUACUGCCAAAGAUAUCAAAGACUCAGUUAAAGAAGAAACUUCAACUAUCAAAUCUACCGUAACUGAGAAAUUCGUCACAUUCAAAACUACUCUCGAACAAGAAAAGAAAGAUACUGAAGAUAUUUUCGAAAAGGUUAAAGAUGAUUUUGUUAGUGAAGUAAAAACUUUCGAAACGAAAACCUUUGAUACUGCCAAAGAUAUCAAAGACUCUGUUAAGGAAGAAACUUCAACUAUCAAAUCUACUGUAACUGAGAAAUUCGACACAUUCAAAACUACUCUUGAACAAGAAAAGAAAGAUACUGAAGAAAUUUUCGAAAAGGUUAAAGAUGAUUUUGUUUCUGAAGUAAAAACUUUCGAAACAAAGACCUUUGAUACUGCCAAAGAUAUCAAAGACUCAGUUAAAGAAGAAACUUCAACUAUCAAAUCUACCGUAACUGAGAAAUUCGACACAUUCAAAACUACUCUCGAACAAGAAAAGAAAGAUACUGAAGACAUUUUCGAAAAGGUUAAAGAUGAUUUUGUUAGUGAAGUAAAAACUUUCGAAACGAAAACCUUUGAUACUGCCAAAGAUAUCAAAGACUCUGUUAAAGAAGAAACUUCAACUAUCAAAUCUACCGUAACUGAGAAAUUUGACACAUUCAAAACUACUCUCGAACAAGAAAAGAAAGAUACUGAAGACAUUUUCGAAAAGGUUAAAGAUGAUUUUGUUAGUGAAGUAAAAACUUUCGAAACGAAAACAUUUGAUACGGCAAAAGAUAUCAAAGACUCUGUUAAGGAAGAAACUUCAACAAUCAAAUCUACUGUAACUGAGAAAUUCGACACAUUCAAAACUGCUCUUGAACAAGAAAAGAAAGAUACUGAAGAAAUUUUCGAAAAGGUUAAAGAUGAUUUUGUUUCUGAAGUAAAAACUUUCGAAACAAAGACCUUUGAUACUGCCAAAGAUAUCAAAGACUCAGUUAAAGAAGAAACUUCAACUAUCAAAUCUACCGUAACUGAGAAAUUUGACACAUUCAAAACUGCUCUCGAACAAGAAAAGAAAGAUACUGAAGAUAUUUUCGAAAAGGUUAAAGAUGAUUUUGUUUCUGAAGUAAAAACUUUCGAAACAAAAACAUUUGAUACUGCCAAAGAUAUCAAAGACUCUGUUAAGGAAGAAACUUCAACGAUCAAAUCUACUUUUACAGAAAAAUUCGACACAUUCAAAACUACUCUUGAACAAGAAAAGAAAGAUACUGAAGAUAUUUUCGAAAAGGUUAAAGAUGAUUUUGUUAGUGAAGUAAAAACUUUCGAAACGAAAACAUUUGAUACUGCCAAAGAUAUUAAAGAUACUGUUAAAGAAGAAACUUCAACAAUCAAAUCUAGUGUAACUGAGAAAUUCGACACAUUCAAAACUACUCUUGAACAAGAAAAGAAAGAAGUAACUGAAGGUAUUUUCGAAGAACUUAAGGACGAUUUGGUUAGUCAGAUUAAAGAAAAGAAAGACAUAAGUGAUGAUGAACAAGAUAUUGUUGAAACAGUUAUUCAAAAAGCAACUGUUUUAGAAAAGGAUAUUACAGGAAUUCGUCAAGAUUUUGGUCAUCCAGAUUCGUAUUCUUCAAUAAUCCCUAAAACUGAGUAUGAAAAUUUAUUGAAAGAAACCGAACAAAUACGUUCAGAAAUAACAAAGACAAUUGAAACAUUUUCUCAUGAUGAAAAAUUAAGUGAAACAUUCAUCUGUAGAUCUGUUUUAAAGAAAGACGACAGCAUUGAUUCCUUGAAUUCGUUAGACAUUAGUAAAGAAACUGAAAACGUAGAACAAGAAUCUAGCAUAUUCGACAAACAUACACACAUUGAACAAAGUAUUCACCGAAGUCCUAAAUUUGAUGAUAUUGUUUCUUUACAAUCUGAUGUAGUUCAAACGGACGAUGAAUGCGACGAUUCACAUACAUCUUCUCCUAAACAUGAAAAAUGUGUUAGAAUAAUAGGCGGUGUAUCCAAUAAAACAUUCAUUGUUGACGGCAUGAGACAAACAGAAAUAUUAUCAGAUGAAGAUGAUGAAAACGAAGAAGGUGAAUAUCUUAUUGAAGAAGUAGAUCAAAAAUGCACAUUGUAUGAAAAACAUGAAGAAGAUUCAUUUAUCCAAGAUCAAACAACAGUUGCAUCUGAAAAGAUCUUUGAGAAAAAAUCAUAUUCUCCUGAAAUAUUUGAGAAGGUUCAGUCAGAUAACGAAAUUGAAGAUCCAUCUUCGCCUAGACAUGACAAAUCUAUCAAAAUAAUUGGAGGAGUGUCUAACAAAACAUUAAUUGUACAAGGCGUGAAACAAAUAGAAGAAUUUUCAGAUGAAGAAGAUGUCAAAGAAGAAGAACCUCUUGAUAAACAAUUGACAACAUUGCCUUCAGAUAAAGUUGAAGAAAAGAAACCUGAAUCUCCUGAACAUUUCGCUGAAGUUCAUUCAGACAACGAAUCUGAAGGCUUACAUCCAUCUUCGCCUAAACAUGACAAAUCUGUUAAAAUAAUUGGAGGAGUGUCUAAUGAAACAUUAAUUGUACAAGGCGUGAAACAAACAGAAGCAUUUUCAGAUGAAGAAGAUGUCAAAGAAGAAGAAUUUCUUGAUAAACAAUUGAAAACAUUGCCUUCAGAUAAAGUUGAAGAAAAGAAACCUGAAUCUCCUGAGCAUUUCGCCGAAGUUCAUUCAGACAACGAAUCUGAAGGUUCACAUCCAUCUUCGCCUAAACAUGACAAAUAUAUCAAAAUAAUUGGAGGAGUAUCUAACGAAACAUUAAUUGUACAAGGCGUUAAACAAACAGAAGCAUUUUCAGAUGAAGAAGAUGUUAACGAAGAAGAACCUCUUGAUAAACAAUUAAAAACAUUGCCUUCAGACAGAAUCGAAGAAAAGAAACCCGAAUCUCCUAAACAUUCCGCAGAAGUUCAUUCAGACAACGAAUCUGAAGGUUCACAUCCAUCUUCGCCUAAACAUGACAAAUCUAUCAAAAUAAUUGGAGGAGUAUCUAACGAAACAUUAAUUGUACAAGGAGUUAAACAAACAGAAGCAUUUUCAGAUGAAGAAGAUGUUAACGAAGAAGAACCUCUUGAUAAACAAUUAAAAACAUUGCCUUCAGAUAGAACUGAAGAAAAGAAACCCGAAUCUUCUAAACAUUCCGCUGAAGUUCAUUCAGACAACGAAUCUGAAGGUUCACAUCCAUCUUCGCCUAAACAUGACAAAUCUAUUAAAAUAAUUGGAGGAGUGUCUAACGAAACAUUAAUUGUACAAGGCGUGAAACAAACAGAACUAUUUUUAGAUGAAGAAGAUGUCAACGAAGAAGAACCUCUUGAUAAACAAUUGACAACAUUGCCUUCAGAUAGAAUUGAAGAAAAGAAACCAGAAUCUCCUGAACAUUCCGCUGAAGUUCAUUCAGACAACGAAUCUGAAGGUUCACAUCCAUCUUCGCCUAAACAUGACAAAUCUAUCAAAAUAAUUGGAGGAGUGUCUAACGAAACAUUAAUUGUACAAGGCGUGAAACAAACAGAAGUAUUUUCAGAUGAAGAAGAUGUCAACGAAGAAAAACCUCUAGAUAAACAAUUGAAAUCUUUGCCUUCAGAUAAAGUUGAAGAAAAGAAAACUGAAGAUGUAAAACCUUUCGAUGAGCCAUUGACAUCUUUGCCUUCAGAUAAAGUUGAAGAAAAGAAACCUUUCGAUGAGCCAUUGAAAUCUUUGCCUUCAGAUAAAGUUGAAGAAAAGAAACCUGAAGACGUAAAACCUUUCGAUGAGCCAUUAAAAUCUUUGCCUUCAGAUAAAGUUGAAGAAAAGAAACCUGAAGACGUAAAGCCUUUCGAUGAGCCAUUGAAAUCUUUGCCUUCAGAUAAAGUUGAAGAAAAGAAACCUGAAGAUGUUUUCGAUGAGCCAUUGAAAUCUUUGCCUUCAGAUAAAAAACCUGAAGAUGUAAAAUCUUUCGAUGAGCCUUUGAAAUCUUUGCCUUCAGAUAAAGUUGAAGAAAAGAAACCUUUCGAUGAGCCAUUGAAAUCUUUGCCUUCAGAUAAAGUUGAAGAAAAGAAACCUGAAGAAGUAAAAUCUUUCGAUGAGCCAUUGAAAUCUUUGCCUUCAGAUAAAGUUGAAGAAAAGAAACCUGAAGAAAAACCUUUCGAUGAGCCAUUGAAAUCUUUGCCUUCAGAUAAAGUUGAAGAAAAGAAACCUGAAGAUGUAAAAUCUUUCGAUGAGCCAUUGAAAUCUUUGCCUUCAGAUAAAGUUGAAGAAAAGAAAACUGAAGAUGUAAAAUCUUUCGAUGAACCAUUGAAAUCUUUGCCUUCAGAUAAAGUUGAAGAAAAGAAACCUUUCGAUGAGCCAUUGAAAUCUUUGUCUUCAGAUAAAGUUGAAGAAAAGAAACCUGAAGACGUAAAGCCUUUCGAUGAGCCAUUGAAAUCUUUGCCUUCAGAUAAAGUUGAAGAAAAGAAACUUUUCGAUGAGCCAUUGAAAUCUUUGCCUUCAGAUAAAGUUGAAGAAAAGAAACCUGAAGACGUAAAGCCUUUCGAUGAGCCUUUGAAAUCUUUGCCUUCAGAUAAAGAUGAAGAAAAGAAACCUGAAGAAAAUAAAGAUGUAGAUUCAAGACCAGAAUCUCCUUAUGCUUCUUCGGAUGAGCCAUUGAAAUCUUUGCCUUCAGAUAAAGUUGAAGAAAAGAAGCCUGAAGACGUAAAGCCUUUCGAUGAGCCAUUGAAAUCUUUGCCUUCAGAUAAAGUUGAAGAAAAGAAACCUUUCGAUGAGCCUUUGAAAUCUUUGCCUUCAGAUAAAGUUGAAGAAAAGAAACCUUUCGAUGAGCCAUUGAAAUCUUUGCCUUCAGAUAAAGUUGAAGAAAAGAAACCUGAAGACGUAAAGCCUUUCGAUGAGCCAUUGAAAUCUUUGCCUUCAGAUAAAGUUGAAGAAAAGAAACCUUUCGAUGAGCCAUUGAAAUCUUUGCCUUCAGAUAAAGUUGAAGAAAAGAAGCCUGAAGACGUAAAGCCUUUCGAUGAGUCAUUGAAAUCUUUGCCUUCAGAUAAAGUUGAAGAAAAGAAAACUGAAGAUAAACCUGAAGACGUAAAGCCUUUCGAUGAGCCAUUGAAAUCUUUGCCUUCAGAUAAAGUUGAAGAAAAGAAACCUUUCGAUGAGCCAUUGAAAUCUUUGCCUUCAGAUAAAGUUGAAGAAAAGAAACCUGAAGACGUAAAGCCUUUCGAUGAGCCAUUGAAAUCUUUGCCUUCAGAUAAAAAACCUUUCGAUGAGCCAUUGAAAUCUUUGCCUUCAGAUAAAGUUGAAGAAAAGAAACCUGAAGACGUAAAGCCUUUCGAUGAGCCAUUGAAAUCUUUGCCUUCAGAUAAAGUUGAAGAAAAGAAACCUGAAGACGUAAAGCCUUUCGAUGAGCCAUUGAAAUCUUUGCCUUCAGAUAAAGUUGAAGAAAAGAAACCUGAAGAUGUAAAAUCUUUCGAUGAGCCAUUGAAAUCUUUGCCUUCAGAUAAAGAUGAAGAAAAGAAACCUGAAGAAGUAAAGCCUUUCGAUGAGCCAUUGAAAUCUUUGCCUUCAGAUAAAGUUGAAGAAAAGAAACCUGAAGACGUAAAGCCUUUCGAUGAGCCAUUGAAAUCUUUGCCUUCAGAUAAAGUUGAAGAAAAGAAACCUGAAGAAAAACCUGAAGACGUAAAGCCUUUCGAUGAACCUUUGAAAUCUUUGCCUUCAGAUAAAGUUGAAGAAAAGAAACCUGAAGACGUAAAGCCUUUCGAUGAGCCAUUGAAAUCUUUGCCUUCAGAUAAAGUUGAAGAAAAGAAACCUGAGGAAGUAAAAACUUUCGAUGAACCUUUGAAAUCUUUGCCUUCAGAUAAAGAUCCAUUGAAAUCUUUGCCUUCAGAUAAUGUUGAAGAAAAGAAACCUUUCGAUGAGCCAUUGAAAUCUUUGCCUUCAGAUAAAGUUGAAGAAAAGAAACCUGAAGAUGUAAAAUCUUUCGAUGAGCCAUUGAAAUCUUUGCCUUCAGAUAAAGUUGAAGAAAAGAAACCUGAAGACGUAAAGCCUUUCGAUGAGCCAUUGAAAUCUUUGCCUUCAGAUAAAAUAAAGUUGAAGAAAAGAAGCAUGAAAUCUUUGCCUUCAGAUAAAGUUGAAGAAAAGAAACCUGAAGAUGUAAAACCUUUCGAUGAGCCAUUGAAAUCUUCGCCUUCAGAUAAAGAUGUAGAUUCAAGACCAGAAUCUCCUUAUGCUUCUUUGGAUGAGCCAUUAAAAUCUUUGCCUUCAGAUAAAGUUGAAGAAAAGAAACCUUUCGAUGAGCCAUUGAAAUCUUUGCCUUCAGAUAAAGAUGAAGAAAAGAAACCUGAAGACGUAAAGCCUUUCGAUGAACCUUUGAAAUCUUUGCCUUCAGAUAAAGUUGAAGAAAAGAAACCUGAAGACGUAAAGCCUUUCGAUGAACCUUUGAAAUCUUUGCCUUCAGAUAAAGUUGAAGAAAAGAUACCUGAAGACGUAAAGCCUUUCGAUGAGCCAUUGAAAUCUUUGCCUUCAGAUAAAGUUGAAGAAAAGAAACCUGAAGAAGUAAAAACUUUCGAUGAACCUUUGAAAUCUUUGCCUUCAGAUAAAGAUGUAGAUUCAAGACCAGAAUCUCCUUAUGCUUCUUCGGAUGAGCCAUUAAAAUCUUUGCCUUCAGAUAAAAAACCUUUCGAUGAGCCAUUGAAAUCUUUGCCUUCAGAUAAAUUUGAAGAAAAUAAACCUGAAGAUGUAAAAACUUUCGAUGAACCUUUGAAAUCUUUGCCUUCAGAUAAAGUUGAAGAAAAGAAACCUGAAGACGUAAAGCCUUUCGAUGAGUCAUUGAAAUCUUUGCCUUCAGAUAAAGUUGAAGAAAAGAAACCUUUCGAUGAGCCAUUGAAAUCUUUGUCUUCAGAUAAAUUUGAAGAAAAGAAACCUGAAGAUGUAAAACCUUUCGAUGAGCCAUUGAAAUCUUCGCCUUCAGAUAAAGAUGUAGAUUCAAGACCAGAAUCUCCUUAUGCUUCUUUGGAUGAGCCAUUAAAAUCUUUGCCUUCAGAUAAAAAACCUUUCGAUGAGCCAUUGAAAUCUUUGCCUUCAGAUAAAGUUGAAGAAAAGAAGCAUGAAGACGUAAAGCCUUUCGAUGAGCCAUUGAAAUCUUUGCCUUCAGAUAAAGUUGAAGAAAAGAAGCAUGAAGACGUAAAGCCUUUCGAUGAGCCAUUGAAAUCUUUGCCUUCAGAUAAAGUUGAAGAAAAGAAACCUUUCGAUGAGCCAUUGAAAUCUUUGCCUUCAGAUAAAGUUGAAGAAAAGAAACCUGAAGACGUAAAGCCUUUCGAUGAGCCAUUGAAAUCUUUGCCUUCAGAUAAAGUUGAAGAAAAGAAACCUGAAGAAAAACCUUUCGAUGAGCCAUUGAAAUCUUUGCCUUCAGAUAAAGUUGAAGAAAAGAAACCUGAAGAUGUAAAAUCUUUCGAUGAGCCUUUGAAAUCUUUGCGUUCUGAUAAAGUUGAAGAAAAUAAACCUAAAGACGUAAAAUCUUUCGAUGAGUCAUUGAAAUCUUUGCCUUCAGAUAAAGAUGAAGAAAAGAAACCUGAAGAAGUAAAAACUUUCGAUGAACCUUUGAAAUCUUUGCCUUCAGAUAAAGUUGAAGAAAAGAAACCUGAAGAAGUAAAAACUUUCGAUGAGCCAUUGAAAUCUUUGCCUUCAGAUAAAGUUGAAGAAAAGAAACCCGAAGAAGUAAAAACUUUCGAUGAACCUUUGAAAUCUUUGCCUUCAGAAAAAGAUGAAGAUUCAAAACCUGAAUCUCCUGAACCAUCGAGAGAAGAAAAAGUUGAAUCUAUUACUUCAACUAAAAUUGUUGAAACUAUAACAACAUCUGUUAUUUCUCAAAAAUUAGUCGACGACAAGUUGAAAUUCAUUGGAAUUCAACCUAUUGAGCAUGAAGAUUCAAAAACAGAAUCUCCAGAGCCUUCUCUCGAAGAACCAUUGACAUCUUUGCCUUCAGAUAAAGUUGAAGAAAAGAAACCUGAAGACGUAAAACCUUUCGAUGAACCUUUGAAAUCUUUGCCUUCAGAUAAAGUAGAAGAAAAGAAACUUGAAGAUGUCAAAUCUUUCGAUGAACCAUUGAAGUCUUUGCCUUCAGAAAAAGAUGAAGAUUCAAAACCUGAAUCUCCUGAACCAUCGAGAGAUGAAAAAGUUGAAUCUAUUACUUCAACUAAAAUUGUUGAAACUAUAACAACAUCUGUUAUUUCUCAAAAAUUAGUCGACGACAAGUUGAAAUUCAUUGGAAUUCAACCUAUUGAGCAUGAAGAUUCAAAAACAGAAUCUCCAGAGCCUUCUCUCGAAGAACCAUUGACAUCUUUGCCUUCAGAUAAAGUUGAAGAAAAGAAACCUGAAGACGUAAAACCUUUCGAUGAACCUUUGAAAUCUUUGCCUUCAGAUAAAGAUGUAGAUUCAAGACCAGAAUCUCCUUAUGCUUCUUCGGAUGGGCCAUUAAAAUCUUUGCCUUCAGAUAAAGUUGAAGAAAAGAAACCUGAAGAAGUAAAAACUUUCGAUGAGCCAUUGAAAUCUUUGCCUUCAGAUAAAGUUGAAGAAAAGAAACCCGAAGAAGUAAAAACUUUCGAUGAACCUUUGAAAUCUUUGCCUUCAGAAAAAGAUGAAGAUUCAAAACCUGAAUCUCCUGAACCAUCGAGAGAAGAAAAAGUUGAAUCUAUUACUUCAACUAAAAUUGUUGAAACUAUAACAACAUCUGUUAUUUCUCAAAAAUCAGUCGACGACAAGUUGAAAUUCAUUGGAAUUCAACCUAUUGAGCCUGAAGAUUCAAAAACAGAAUCUCCAGAGCCUUCUGUCAAAGAACCAUUGACAUCUUUGCCUUCAGAUAAAAUUGAAGAUAAAAAAUCUAAAUCUCCUGAUGAACCUUUGAAGUCUUUGCCUUCAGAAAAAGAUGAUGAUUCAAAAUUUGAAUCGCCUCAACCAUCGAAAGAUGAAAAAGUUGAAAUUAUUUCUACCACAAAAGUUGUAGACAUCGUUCAAAAAACAGAUAAGGAAUCAGUUCAUUCUGCUCAAACUUCCGCCAUUUCUAAAGAAAUCGUUGAAUCAGUUAUUCCACUUAGUUCUGAUCCGCGUCAACCAACAAAAACCGCCGCUGAAUAUAGUUUUAUGCCCGAAAGUAAAACGUAUAAAUCAGACAGAGUGGAAUCCGAAAAGAAAGAAACUGUCGCUGAAAUAUCUCAUUCCGAUAUCUCACACGACAGCAAUCAAACCGUUCAAAGUUGCAAGUCUCUCCAAUUUGCUCAAGUAUCUGAAACUUCGCAUCCUGUUAUGCAGGAGCCUGAAGACGACUCUCCAAACUUGACGGACUUGACUCCAUCCUCCAUGACAUAUGUUAGCGAACUAACGAGUCAAACGCUCGAAAAUAUCCAAAGCUUGACUUCCGUAUCGACGAGUGUCAGUCAAACCGUUGUCGAACAACAAACCAAAGAAGUGAAAAAGACAGAAAUUCCUUCGCCAACUUCAACGACAAGCACAACAGGAACUUACAGCGAUCACGUUGAAUCAAUUGCAGGCGACGAUGGCAAAACAAGUGUCACUUCUUGCACGCAUGAGCACGUCACAGAAUUCGAACGAUCAAUGUCGUUGUCAGAAAACGCAGCUUCUGACAUUUCAUCCGAUUCUGUUAACAAAUUGGGCGAAACUUCAAUCGACACAGAUGAUGAAUUAAUUGCUUCUGAAAUUCACAUGAAAAAAAUGAGCGAAGUUUUGGAAGUAAUUCAAGAAUCAAGUGCUCAUUCGAGUCCCAAAUCCACAGACAAGAUAAAAAUUUCUACUGAUAGUUUACAUCACAGCGGUUCUCCGCAAAGCGAAGCAACUGAAAAUACCGAAAGUUGCUCCAUCAUCGAAUCAAUAGUCGAAAAAACUCUCAAAGAUUUCACAUCAAACGAAAAAUUGAAAGAAGUUAAGACAGAAACUCCCAAAAUUCCCUCGAAAAAACCUGAAAUCAAGAAAAAAGUCGAAAAAGAAAGUAAAUUACCGAAACGUGAAUCAAUCGAACGUCCCAUAAAAGAGCGAAAACAAAUUGCUGUCACAAAAAUAAAACGUGCUGAAGCUCCAACCUCCGCUCAAAAGCAGAAAAGCUCCUCAAUUCAUGUUUCCAAAGCAACUACUACAACUAUUAACGUGAAAAAUCUCGAUUCAAGCGCUUCGACAUCUUCAACUCAUACGACAAUGACAACUACGAAGACAAUUUCCCGCGUUCACGGAUAUAUGCAAUCAACAGUGUCACGCGAUCAAAAAAUCGGCAAGCCUGUAACUUUGAAAGAACGUUCUGUCACAAGCAGCCCUGCACGUCAAUUGCCGCCUAAAGCAAAAGAUCCCAAGGAGAAAGACAAAGAUAACAAACUUAUCGAAUAUUCUCUCAAAAAAUCGACUUCAAUUGACUCGAAACACAGCGAUUCUCCCGACAAAGAAAAUCUUUUGAUAACGGGCGAUAUUACGACAGUUCUUACUGCUCAAACAACCGUCGAUGACUCAAAAACGAAGAAAAUUGUGAAAAAAUCGAUUAAAGAGAAGAGUUCUUCGUUCAGCGCGAAAACAGCUGCUGAAGAAAAAACUCAAGUAGUUCACAAAAUCGUUGCGAAAAGUAAUUCAGAGUCAGCAUCAUCUACUCGAUGGACAAUGAACAAAGCUGAAAAAGAGAAAAAGAACAUAAGUCUCAUUCCGACGAAACAAACUGAGAGUAAACCUCCCGUUAAAGCUGUAAAAACGACGAAAAUUCCAACAAAAGCAAGUUCAGUAACAGCUUCAACUGUAGCGAAAAAGACCCAAAAUGUAACAAAAACUGUCUCAAAACCAGGAAAAGUAGAGAAAACUGUUUCAACGAGUCGGGAGGAAAAACAAGUUAAACAAGUAAAAGCUCCAAGUACUCGGCUAAUUACGACAACAACAACGACGACACAACGAAAAUCAGUUCCCGAGAAAAAAGACACAAAACCCGUAAAAACUGAGUCAACAUCCGCCGCAAAGGAAGAAAUUCGUUGCAAAUCCGCCAUGCAAUAUUCGUACAAGGACAGCAUCGUCUUCGAACACGGUGAGAUAUCCACUUCCAUGCCAAGCAGCCCAAGCAGGUUGCAGCGAAACGGUAACGUUAUAACCAGUGAAGUUUUUACUCGAACAGUUGACGCCUCGAAAUCCAUCGAAGUCAUUUAUCGGGCGCCUCCAUCGCGAUGCGACGACAAACAAUCCGACAGUUUCAUCGAAACGACAGAUUCAAGUCUCUCCGAUUCCAUUGCUCUGCCAUCUUCGAGUUCGGAUCACGACAAAGACGACAUCAGUGUCGUCAAAGUUGUCAAACGACGCGCAGCAAGUCCCAGUAAGCAAGAACGCAAAGCAGAGAAAGAACGUUUCCGCAAAUCUGACAUCAUUGAAGUUGACGAUGCUCUUGAACUUACCUCGCAAACGAAGCAACAACUCGAUUUGAAGGUUGUUCAAGCGAUAGACGAGCACGAACGUCGUUUGCAGAAAGCACAAAUGGAACCGACGCCCGCGCCAUCUGGUGUCGUGCUUGAAAGUCGUCUCUCGCCAAUUCUCGAUUUCCAAGUUGUCACGCCGCAACGCAAAAAACACAAAUUUGACUAUGGAUCAGAAGAGGAGAGUAACGUAUCAAGCACUUCCAUUGCGGCAGAGAGUGAUCGGCAAAUCCACACACUUUCCUCUGAAAUACAAAAAGAUUUAGUUGACACUGUGCACUCUGAAGCAAAUCAACUCGUUGACAGUGUUCUCGAAGCCAGUAUCGAAAUUGUGAGUAACCAACUGUCGCAUGACGCGUCAAAAUUCUCUCUUCCGCUCGGCGAAGCGACAACUAACGGCACUUUGGAUGUCGAAGCCCCAACUGGCAUCAACGUUAUUGUUCGAUCGCCCACAAUUGAGUCUCUUACGCAAAAAUCCUUCGACGAAUUUGUCUCGAAUGACGAAGUCACGUCGAAAAUUGCCUCAAAACCCGAACAACCGCCAAAACCCAAACGUCGUUUUGUCUUCACAGACUCCGUUGACGAGAAAGACGAGCCCAAAGACACGGAAACGAUGAAGAAAAAAGCUCCAAGUGCUCGCGUUGAUCGAAAAUUUGAUCGUCUCUCGUCCGAAAUUGACGAUUUGGAGCAAAAAGAGACAGAAUUCGAUGCGACUUUUGCUGAUGUUGAAGCAACUUCAGGUCCGGAAUUCUCGAAAAUCAGUUGGGGCGACGACAGUAACUCGCAGGCAACAACUGGCGAUGAGUUGGCUUCAAAUACGCCCGAUGACGUCUUACAAGAGCCAGAGACAAAAACUGAAGAGCCUGUACACUCUCUCGUGCAUACCGAAAGUGUCGAACAGCAACAAGUACUUCCGAAACCAACUCCUCGCUUAUCCAAGUCAUACACAACCGAAAGUUCAAUCACGCAAGAUGACCCGGCAAGCACAAAGUUUGACUCACACACGAGCUUCGAGCAUGAAACGAGCUCCCAAAUCAGUUCAACAUCCGAGAAUACGAGCGAUAGUUUUCCGCAACGUCGCGAAUUUUGGGAAACGCUCGAUUCGACGAAGAAACAACUUGAGCAAGAAACGCCUCCUGUGCCAAAACCGCGUCAAGGAAUCUCCUUGAAGACAACCGACGAAAGUAGAUCUCUCGAAACGGAAAGCAGCGACGUGCCCGAGAUCAAACAAGAUUCCUUCAACGUUGAUGAUCGUUUGGAAGACGAAAGUUUUCCAAUUUCAGAUCCAAGCGAAUCUCUCAAAAGUCAUGAUCAAAAGAAAAAAUCAAGUAGCGACGACAAAGCUGAGCUCGAUGAUUCAAUUUCUGUUUCACUCAAAGGCGAAUAUGUCGAACGUCAUGCCGAAGACGACACAGAAGCUGAAAUCUCCGAGCAUCACGGCGUUACGGCUCAAUUGUCAAAAGACACAGCGCCAUCUAUAGAUGAAGAUGACAGUCCCGCCGCAUUUUACAUUGGGGACAAAAGUGACAAUAUCAUCACAAAAACCGCAACGCAAAAACGCGACGAAUUCGCUUUCGAUAACGAAGGCUAUCAAAUCUCCAUCGACGAAGAAGAACCCACAAAAACGGAUUUUGUGCAUCAAGGCCUCGAAAUUUACGAUGAAAAGACGAUAAAUGUUGUCGAUGAUGCAGAAAUCGGCAAGCAUUUAGUUCGUCCUGACAUCGACGAGGAAAAGUUGGAAGAAGAAGCUUUACAAGAAGAACUCGAACUGAGUCACGAAAAGAGUGAAACUGAAAUUUCAGAGAAAAAAGACGUUCCAUCAGUUUUGGAACUUGAAUCUUCUUCGACGAACAAACAAUGGAAGCCAAUCGUUCAUUCCCCGAUUGAGAAAGUCAUUCAACUCGAGAAACCCGUUGAAUUCGGGCAGGAAAUAACAACCGCUAAAGCAACAGCUAUUGAGGUUAUCAAAGAAAAACCUCAAGUUUCCUUCGAAAAAGUCACAGAAAAGGAAUUGACUCGCACUCAGGAAAUGGCAGUCGACGAAGCUUUCGAAGAAAUCAAAGAAUCCCUCGACGCUGUACACGAAGAACUCAUUGAAGUUGUCAAAGACGGGCAAUUGAUUAAACAAAGUCCAUCAGAAUUUGAAAUAAGUCUCAUUCCGCAUCAACAAGUCCUUGAAUCACAUCCUGAGGAACACAUUUCUCAAAUUUCUCAUGAAACUUCGUUAAUUAAGAUUCAAGCUCCUUCCGAAAGUGAAGAUUCGCGUCAAGAUUCAUCCGAACAUGAAGUUGUAUUGAGAAAAGGCGUAAAAUCCAACGGAAAUCGAUAUUCAACCACAGAUCCUGAAACAGGCAGCGAUGAAACGAGUUAUCAAAGCAUUGAACGCACAGAUACAGAUCGAAGUCGUCCUGUAUCUUCUGAUUUUUCGCAUUUGCUUGGAACAGGAAAUACCGCAAGUGAAUACGAAACAGCUCAUAGUCAAUCCACAAUUGCUGGUUCGGGAGCGACAGACUAUCAUAGCGCCAUCAGUACGUUACAAACUCCCAGCAUGAAGAGUUUCGACUCUGAAAGUUCAGGAAAUUUGGCAAGUAUUGAAGCUUCAGAGGCAGAAACUCUCGUACCUUCCCAAAUGGAAGAAUGUGAAGCGGAUAUUUUGCCUGAUGAACAAGAAGAAGACGAUUUAGUUCAUGAUGACAGCGAUAAAUCGGGCAGUUUAGAGGAUAAACAACCCGGAAUCUUACUUGAAACAGAAAGUUUGAGUUCAAGUUUGAAACGAUCACACGAAAUGAUCUUCCAUGAAGAUGCGAAAUCCGAUUCAAUUGAACGUUUGGAGCGUCUUGAUGAGCAAAAACUAGCUUCAAGUAUCGAAGAUGUCAAAUUCGGAAGUCUCGAGGAUGGAAGUAUCCUCAGUAUGAGUUUGUCAAGUGCUUCAAAUAUCGAAACUGUCAUGGAAAACAUGCCAGAGGGCGCUGAACUUGUAGAUUCUGUACUCGGAAGUUACGAAUCAGGCAAAGGUUAUAUGUCAAGAUCGACUGAUGAUGCAGCAACUACUCCUGUUGAACUAAAAGAUAAUGAAAGAAUUGAUUCUUUAACUAUGACAUCGUCUGUGAUGCAUGAUCAAACGCAACUUUUCACAGAUGUAAACACACAAAUAUCAACUACAACUGUAACAACUGAACAAACUGAAGUUGAAACUGAACCAACAAAACGUAAGGGACAUCGUCGAAAUGACAGUACAAGCGUUCACCCAAUCGGUUUGUUCAAAGCAACUGACGAAACUCAACCAAGUUCGUUUGAUUCAUCUGAAUUGGAAGACGAAAUGAUCGUUCAUGAAGAAGAACCAAAACACGCAUUCCCAGUUGCCAUUCCUCAAAGCGGCGGAGAUCGUUCCGAUUCAGAUUCAGAUUACGAUCGAUAUGAAUCCGAAUAUGCGAGAUCGUUCCGAUUGCCCAAUGCACAAGCACGAAAGAAGGAAAAACGUGAAAAGCUCGAAGAAAUAGUGCCAGAUUUGGAUAUCAAACGUUCACGAUCUCCAUCGUACUCGACAAUCGAGACAAUUGUCGAAGAUGUUCAUGCAGAAUUGGAAGAACAUGCGCCAAUUGUCGAAAGACGCGUUUCUCCCGCCAUUCAAAACAUCCCAGAUAUCCAAGUGACAGAUGAUGUCAUGAUAACGUCAUCUGAAGACGAGAUCCCUGUGGAAAAGUUCCGUCAAGAGAUCGAAGAACGAACGACAGCUACCUCACCAAUACAAUACGCACAACAAGUAGAAUAUAAAAUGACAGAGGAACAAUAUCACGAAAUGAUUGAAAAGAAAUACAAAGCACAAGAAAUCGAACGUUAUGGAGGGUUUGACAGCGAUGAAGAUAAACCGCCAUCUCCUGGUUCAGAUUCUUUUGAAAUGUUAGAACAACCUGACAUUUCCGAUGAAUUUGUCAUCGUUGAAGAAGUCGCGAAGGAAGCUCAUGAGUUUGAUACUGAAGGCAAAGCUUUGGGCAUUCAAAAAGUCAAACGCGAAAAGAAACAUGACGAAGAUGUCGAACGAAUUUUAGUGAAAUCAGCUCCUGCUUCGACAGAUGCUGCCCAAAUUUACGCCCAUCAUGAAGAUGUUCCCUUUGACUUUGAAGAAAGUCCUCCGAUGGAUCAAGAUUCGCGAGAUAUCGGAAACGGAUAUCCUCUGGAAGGCAGCAAGAGAUGGGUUGAGAUGCAAUUGAAUGAUCCGGGCAACUUGCGAUAUCCAUAUGACCUUCAAAGCAACAUUUUGGAAGACAUCAAAGAGGAAGAUACAGAUUUCGAGGUUGGAAGUUCACGAAUCAGUAGUUUCAAAGAUUCAUUUUCAAGUACCCCGGAUUACGAUUCAAUCGCACGUAAAAUUCAUCAACGUGAGAACGAUAACAUUUCAAUGAGCAGUUUGCAAGAAUUCGAAAGCUUGGAACAUGUGAUCUCUUUGGAGAACAGAAAGCAAGCCCAAAGUUCGCAAGAAUCCUUGAGUAAUGGAAGUAGCGGCGGCAAACCUAAAAUCAUCAAGAUUCACGGAGAUGACAUCAGUAUGUCAAGUUUGAAAGAAUUUGAGGCGCUCGAAAAUGCGAGUCUUGAAGCUGUUUUGUUAGAAAUCAAAGCGAAAGAAGAAGCUGCUUUACUUUUGUCACGAUCUGAUGAAUCGAAUCGAAGUGACAGUUCAAAUGGGAAAAAAAUCACGAAAGUUGUUACGACAACUGUAACUUCGAGCGUUCAACGUGACGGCGGACCUGUCAAAGUAACACAAGUUACGAAAACUGAAGUUACCCGACCCGAUGACGAUGAUUCGUUGAACGUAAUGGAAGUUUCAACUGACAGCUUGGAUGGUUCGUCAAAGCCUUCAAAAUCCUUGUAUGAUAAAGAAUCAGGAAAAAAUGCUUCAACCGAUAGUCUUGAACGUAAUAAUACCAAUGCUGAUGUCAUGAGCAGCUCCAUUGACUCAAUCGAAGUCAAAAAAGGCGAUGGCACAACCACAAAAAGUACUUCUCGCAGCGAUUCAAUUGAACAAGCGCUCAAUGACGUAAGAAAAAGUGAAAGUAUUGAUUCAAUUGAACUUCAACAAGCCAUCGCGCGUCAAAGACUCGAACGUGAUUCGUUAGAAGAACCGCAUGGAUUCGAAUUGCAUACAACAACAACUACGACGCAAGGCGGACGACAAAUUAUAACACAUACUUUGACAGAAACUGUUGUCAUGCAAAAGGAAUUUUCAAGUGAUUCCAUUAACAGUGCGACACAAGAACAAUUGCUUACGAGCACAGAAAGCAUUGAAACAGGAUCGACAGCGACAAAUGCAACCUUUACGAAUGAUGGCAACUCACAAAUGUCAGGCAGUAUGACAAGUUGCGACUCGACGACACUAAUUGACAAUACAGAUAUUCGAUUGUCAUCUUCCCUUAUGUUCGAAGACUUUGGAGGAAGUCACUUUGUGCGAAGCCCCUAUGACCCUACAGGGGAAUCAGCCUUUGACGACACCAAAGAAUCAGCAAAAGAAAAGUUACAAAGUAAAACAACUGAAAAAGAGGACUAAACCAACUAACCUUACAAAAAAACUAACAUCCGAUGAAGACAACUAACUCAGCUUAGAAACAAAAAUUAACUAAAUAAUAAGCUCAAUUUCCAUCGAAAAAUCUAUUCCAUUCAAGUUGAACUAAAAAUUUAAACUUAAUCUUAUGUAUUAAGAAAAAAAUGAUAAAAAAAGAAUUUAUGUUUAAAAAUAAUACUUAUU
Molecule: messenger RNA, 28256 nt
Organism: Culicoides brevitarsis
Lineage: Eukaryota; Metazoa; Arthropoda; Insecta; Diptera; Ceratopogonidae
Product: titin-like
Exons: 33
Coding region: 234-28058 (9274 amino acids)
Biological process (GO): signal transduction
Molecular function (GO): protein binding
Source: RefSeq, a predicted model, not a curated record